CAUUUUAGUACCAGACUGUCGAGAGAUUUUACUGUAGUUUCUUUUUUUUUACCAAACGCGCUAUCUGUCAAGCAAUUAAAAAGAGAAACAUAUGUAUAUGUAAAGGAGUGUGAGAUCAGUCAUCCUGCAUUCGUAUGAUCGGUUAAUCGCACAAGAUUUAAUAUUGUAUUUAUACUAUUGGUCGUUGGAUACUAUCGCAAAUAAUUUUGUGUAUUUUGAUUAUGGAGAGCAAAUUACUUAAUUCUGCAGCUGAUAAACCACCUCCUUAUUCUUCUUCAACUGCGCCAACGGAAAAUGCUUCAUGGCAACCACCUCCUGGAUAUUAUCCUAGUACAGUGAUCACGUCGAAUCAGGACAAUCAUGUGCCAUCCUAUGGUGCUAUUCAAUCUACUACAAUUUUAGUACCAGAAAUUAUUCUUGUUGGAGGUUGUCCAGCAUGUAGAGUAGGGAUUAUGGAAGAUGAUUAUACAUGCUUGGGUCUACUAUGCGCCAUUUUAUUCUUUCCAAUUGGAAUAAUAUGUUGUCUUUUAUUAAAGACACGUCGUUGUUCUAAUUGUGGUGCAUAUUUUGGUUAACAAUUUAAUGUUUUAUAUAUAUAUAUACAUAUAAAUAUAUGUUAUUGUAUUAAAUAUUGUUUAGAAGAAGAACUUUAUGGUUCAUAACAAAGGUAGGCCUAAUAUUAUAGAUAUAUGAGUAGGUUCCUAUGACUUCUAAAGAUGUUUGCUGCAAUUAUUUUAUAGAAAGAAACAACAGUUUUUUAUUAAAAAUAAUGAUAAUAUAAUUAAUAAGAGAAAGAUGAUAACGUUAUAUAUGCCUUUGCAUUCCAAGAAACAAUUUUGAUUAAUAUAAUGAGUUAUGCAAAUGUAAAGUAGUUUUGAUUGGAAAUCAUAUUUAAGUAGGAGAUGAAAAUAUAAAUUUUAUAUGAAAAGAGAAUAUCUAUCCGUAUACAAUUUUGUUGUUUUUUAAUACUUUAGACAAAAUGUAAACUUUGCGCUACCACCUUGAAUCUCUAAAAUUCUUGUUAAGUGAUAGACAUUCAUUUAUAUGUAAUUAAUAUAUGCAAGUAUUUCAUGUUACUUUAUUAUGUAUAAAGUUUCUUUUUGAGCAUUUUGAACAAAUCUGUAUUAAUAAUAAAAACUAUUAGAUAAUAUUAUUAUUAAUAUAGGGUCAUAACUUGGAAUAAAAAUUAAAUCGUUAUAUUUUUAAACUCACUUGUGAUACAAUAACAAUAGAGUUUAAUUAAUAACGUAACGUAUUAUGCGAGAACGAACGAUAAUUGUUUUGAUAGAUAUUUACCAAAGAUAAAUCUUAUUUUCGCAUUUUUAAAAAUUUAUUUUUGAUAAAAGAAGAGAAUUUUGCAAGGCAUUUGUUACUUGAAUAGAGAGAUAAAGUAAAAUAAAAAAGGACAAAAAAAGAUGAGAAAAUAAAACCGAAUAGUAUUCGAAAUCGAUAUAAUAUGAAAGUUACCCAUGCGUCAUCCUUACGAAUACCCCGUCCUUUCCUUGUAAAUCGUGUUUGAACGAUCGUUCGUAGACGGGGGAAUUCCCUUGCGCAUUGAGGACGUAAAACAUUUGAGCGAAUUCCGAUGAAACCGUUACGAUGAGAAAUUAAUGAGUUUGCGAGAAAUAAAUAAAUCAAUAAAUAAUACAUAUAUAUAUAUACGAAUAUACACUUAUAUAUACAUAUAUACACACACACAUAUAUAUGUAUAUAUAAUAAUAAUAAUAAUAAUAAUAAUUGUAAUAUUGUGAUGCUGCGCACGUAUCACAUUUUUCAAUGUAACAAUAUGAUACAACAAUUAAUAUGUUUGUUUUGUUUAUAAACUGUAAAAAAAAAAGAAAAUAAUAAGAAAACAAGAAAAGUCAAAAAUAAAAUAAAUAUAUAUUGUGCACCA
This is a messenger RNA of Vespula vulgaris, 1894 nucleotides long. RefSeq names its product brain protein I3. The record is from RefSeq and is a predicted model, not a curated record. Bases 222 to 575 code for a protein of 117 amino acids. Lineage: Eukaryota; Metazoa; Arthropoda; Insecta; Hymenoptera; Vespidae. The transcript has 3 exons.